Molecule: messenger RNA, 924 nt
Organism: Maudiozyma saulgeensis
Lineage: Eukaryota; Fungi; Ascomycota; Saccharomycetes; Saccharomycetales; Saccharomycetaceae
Source: the annotation of a GenBank genome assembly
AUGUCUCAAGUUAAAAGAUCAGCUGAGGACAUCGCUGUAGCUAAAUUCAUCAAGAAACAUAAGAAACAAAUCAAGAACCCUGUCGAAGAUGGUGUUUCCAAUUGCAUAACCCGUGUUCCUAUUACACUAUACCUAUCCUUGGCUCCAAUAUAUUUACAGAACCCUGAACAAGGUAUCAUGAAACAACAUCUAAAUCCAAUGGUCAUGAAAUACAAUAAUAAAGUCAACGGUAUAAUUUUAGGAUACGAUAACCUUGAAAUAGUGGACGCUAAUCCACUUGCAGAGGAAUCAUCCAGCACGACCAAACUUUUGAAAAUUACUCCUGAUACACCAUAUUCUUUCACCUGGUGUACAGUUGAACUUUUUGUCUGGCAACCACAAGUUGGCGAUAUCCUUGAAGGUUAUGUAUUCAUCCAAUCCGCCUCUCAUAUUGGUUUAUUAAUCCAUGAUGCCUUCAAUGCUAGUAUCAAGAAGAACAAUAUACCAUCUGAUUGGACUUUUAUUCGUAAUGAAGAACAAGUCACCGAGGAUACUGAAAAUCAAGAUGAAUCAAAUACUGAAAAUCAACCAAAGGUACAUAAACCUCAUUCUAUGGGUUACUGGGUCGAUGCAAAUGGUGAACAAAUUGAUGGUAAAUUACAAUUUACUGUAAGGAAUAUAUUCACUACAGGUAGAGUUGUAUCUGUGGAGGGUACUCUUCUGGAGGACAGUUUUAUGGAAAACAAUGCCCAUCGUUCUCAAGUUGCUAAUUUACCAGUUGUAUCAAACAAAAAGAUCGUUUUCGAUGAAGAAGUUGAAUCUGAAAACAAAGAAAGUCACAAAGAGUUAGAGUUGCCGGAAGUCAAAGAAAAUGAUGGUUCUGAGAUUGUUUAUGAAGAAAAUACAAGUUCUAGUGACGAUAGCAGUGACAGUGAUAGCGAUUGA